AUGCAGAACGAGGUGCCUUGGGUGGGGGUGGUCUGGUUUUCACAAGCAAUCCCGAGACAUUCUUUCGUUAUGUGGCUCAUAGUGAAUAGAAAGCUGAAGACUCAAGACGUUAUGCAAGCAUGGAGUGCUUCAGGAAAUGCUAAUUUUAAUCUUAUGUGUUGUUCUUUAUGUACAUCAGGUCCGGACUCUCAUGAGCAUUUGUUUUUUGAAUGUGGAUAUGCAUCGGAGAUCUGGAAUGAAGUGAAGGUUAAAGCUGAUAUGGGUGAAAUCUCAAACCAGUGGCAGGCUAUUUUUGAUUACUUGGUGGGUAUUGCAAACUCCAAGAAGGCUUCUCAUGUGAUCGCUAAACUUUUGGUGAGUGCGGCGGCAUAUUUUGUUUGGGAUGAAAGAAAUCGAAGACUAUUUACGACCAAACGAAGAAGUAAGGCGCAGUUGGUGGACGUGAUUUUCUCAACGGUUCGGCUAAAGCUCCAAACAAUGAGAUUCAGGCGCUCGGUGCAAACGGAACGGGUGUUACGAGAUUGGUCGCUCCCACGGGGGUUAAUAUUAGCAGAUGAUGAUAAUGGCUAG
This is a messenger RNA of Helianthus annuus (common sunflower), 570 nucleotides long. RefSeq lists its product as uncharacterized. The transcript has a single exon. The record is from RefSeq and is a predicted model, not a curated record. The coding region runs from base 1 to 570 and encodes 189 amino acids. Lineage: Eukaryota; Viridiplantae; Streptophyta; Magnoliopsida; Asterales; Asteraceae.